GCAUUAUACUAAAUAGGUAAAUAGUCGGUGUUCACGUUCUUCACAAUUUUUGACAUCUCGUUUUUCGCUCUUGUGUUUCUGAACGAACCGUCAGUACGCGCGCGCAUGCGCUCGGUGUUUGACGUAAGGGUGUUAUCAAAUUAUUUUCCAACAACGAAUAUUUCGUAACAUCGAUGCAGUGAAAAGUGUUAUUUUUAUUGUUGUACAUUAAACUCUGGACUAUUAAGUUUAAAGAUGGACAGAACCGAGAGAAAAACGAAUUCGCGUAAUCAUUCAGUCACGAUAGAUCGAGAUUCUAAAAUGAUACUGCGAAAAAUAAUACUGGAUUUCUUGAUACUUUUUUGCGUUGGUUUCCUGAUACUGGUGUUCUUCUUGUGGGGGAAGCCGUACGAGAGGGGCUUCUUCUGCGACGAUGAAUCCUUGAAGCACCCGUACAAAGAUUCAACGGUGACCAAUUUAAUGCUGUACAUAAUCGGGCUUGGCCUUCCUGUGCUUACGAUGUGCCUGACGGAAUGGAUCAGACUGCGUGACGACAAGGCCCGCAGACCGCGUGCGCUUUUCGGCCGAGAGCUCCCGGCUUGGCUCUGGGAGUCUUACCAGGUCGUCGGCGUGUUCCUCUUCGGUUGCGCCUGUCAGCAGCUGACCACCGACGUGGCCAAGUAUUCGAUAGGAAGACUGAGGCCGCAUUUCUUCGAUGUCUGCCAGCCUGACAUAAAUUGCUCAUUACCGGAGUAUCGUUGGAAGUACAUUGAAGUAUUCGAAUGCUUGGGCGAGAACAAAAAGCUGCUUAAGGAGAUGCGACUGUCGUUUCCGAGCGGACACUCAUCGUUCGCAACGUUUACCAUGCUCUAUUUCUGUAUUUACCUUCAGAAGCGUUUUACGUGGCGCGGUUCUAAACUGCUUCGUCACGGUAUCCAGUUCAUCCUGCUCACGUUCACUUGGUACACGCUGAUGACCCGCGUCUCCGACUACAAGCACCACUGGAGCGACGUUCUGGCCGGUUUCAGUAUUGGAAUUAUAUACGCAUUUGUUAUUUACGCUUGCGUCUCGAAUCUCCGUAAGACUCGAUCCUGCCGCUCUCACAACCACCACGAGGCAGAACUCCACGUGACCAACGGAAACAGCCACCCUCGCGUCCAAGUCUGACUAACAAAUGUUGACAGCUCGCGUUCCGGCAGCGAGGUGUCGUGAUGUCAACCGAACAUAUCGUGGAUCUCCCAUGAGUAUCUCGAUACAUAAGAUUAAUGGAAUUUCGGAACAUUAACGCAGUGAAUAUUUAAAACGCUAUAUUUUCGUUGUAUAUUGUGUGGGGUUAACAAGUAUAUAGCACGUAUGGAUGUGUGACGCAAAAUCGCGUUAGAUUAGAGUGCUCUUCCCUCUCAGUUAGAUUAGACACACGUCAAAUCUGACAUGUGUCAUUUUUGACAGAUACUUUAUUCACCUGAACGGUCGCUGCACGGUCAAGAAAUGCAAUGGCUCGUUACAAUAUUAAAUUAAAAUCUUAUCUUAUCUAUAAAAUUUUCAGCUCUUUUAACAAACAAGUUUAAGGAACUUAAUUAAAGAAUUCUUGAUUACUCAAUGUUGUUCAAUAAGAGAGUCUUCGCGUAUUUAAAUAGAAGCUGUUGGGUGGAUGAAUCUUAUGAGAGAACAAUUAGAUGCCUUUAUGGUGAAGUUGCCACUAGAUCUUGCAAGAAAAAUUUAUGCUAAUAUAUUUUAAAUUAUAGUAUACUCGUAAUAUUACUUAAAUUCAAAUGUUGUCAAUGCAAAGAUUAUAAUCGUUACGAAAACUAAAAUUGUAGUCAGUAAACGAUGUAAUUGAAAAUUGUUUUAAAAAAAAAAAAAACAUUUAAAUUUUCCUACAAACAUUCUUGAUAGCAUUUUCUCGAUAGCGCACCGUUCGAAUUUUAUUUAUCUAAACAACGAUCAUUCGUUAAUGACAAAGUAGUAAAACCAACUGUCAUUAGUCGCCUUUUAAAAGGUUUGAAAAUGUAUCUCUCGAGUAUUUUAACGUUUCCGCCAUCAGAACGAUGGGCAGUUAAAGUUACUUAAAAGUAAGAAAUUACAGAGUUUUAAACAGAAUGCGUAAUAAGGCGGACGAUAAAGAUGGUCUCACAUGAAUAUGUCAUGUCUGAAGGUAUUAAGCGGAAUAGAUAAAGCAGACACGGGCUUCCAACGGUCGUGAGUAACGUGACUUGUGUUAUCACAAAAAAAAAAAAAACUAAACACUAUUUAUUCAUGUACAUAUCAACUGGAUUUUUGUUUGUCGAAGCUAAAUCUAUUUUAGGCAUGAAAAUGUUUCCAUUGCCUCUAUUAGAUGGAGGAGUUAAUGGUUCUCUUUGAAAGAAUAUAAUAUAGUCUUAAGAACAAUUCAGGAGAUCACAUUUUAUUAUUGUCAAUUACGCGGCCAAUUUUCUUUUUAAAAAAAAACCUUUGCAGGAAUGUGAAAGCUGUUUAUCGAAUUGCGUUUAUUUGGGACAUUUUUUAUUGCUUAAGUCGUAGAUAAAACAGAAUCUGGGUUAUCAUUAGUAGCGAUUUUUUUGUUAAGAUUUGCAUAUAUUGGAAAAAUUAAUCUCGUAUUAGGAGUACAUAAUGUAUAUUUAUUUUCUAGAUCUGUUAUUGCUUUUAUUGUCUUAAAAUCGAGGCAUAGGGCUUUUUUUUUUCAUUAUGUAUAAUCGCUCACACCAGGGAAUUAGUAUAGAAACCGAAACGACAAUGAUAUGCAACCUCAAUUAAAUCAAAAUAAUUACAGAAUCUAACGAAAGUAAACCUUAUCUCUAGUGGAAUAGUUUUCAUUUUAUAGUAGAAAAAUAACAUUUUCUAUUUUGCAAAUAGGUUAUGUUUGAACGCAUGCAUUGAACAUGUUUAUUUUAUAUUAAUACUUUUUUUUUAUAAAUCGGUCAAAAAUAACAUAUUUAUGCGUGUAACUACUAAUUGACGAAAUAUUUUAUUUGUGUUCCUAAAAAAAUGAAGUCGACCUAAACUUAUUAUUCUCGUGUUCUUUUUUUAUAUUUAAUAAGACAGUGCAAUUUUUUUUUGUACAUUUUAAAGAUAUAUAUAGAAAAUAUUUAGACAUUACGAAGAUAUCAUUGUAUUUUAGUUUUAAUUUUUACUGUUGUAAAUUUGUAGUUUUAUGAGAGCUCAUUUUUAUUUAUUUUAGUUUCAUCAUUAUAUUAUCUGCCUGACAAGUUUAUUGCAGCAUAAGCUAGGGCCCAUUAAAAUAUUUUAUUUUCUUACGUAAUCGUUGGUAAGGAGCCUAGCCCUAACAAGAGCAGUCCUUCUCUGAAUCUACUACCCGAUCAAAAUCGUGACCCACUGAGAAGAUCCGGAGAGAAACUCAAUGUGUUGUGUAUUUUGCAUUAAAACCACUACUACUUAAAACAUUGGCUUUUCGGGAAUACUGCGAUACGUUAGAAUAGAACUCCAAACAUACAUAAAAUAAUAUAUAUUUGGCUAUUACCAUAGAUCUGUCACAUAGCAAUCUGUUUUCACAAUGACAUUUUGUGUUUCUUCUUUCGUAACGUUUUUAUAUGAAGGAAAUGUUUCUCAAUGUGCUAUCAAAAUUUUGGGCAAUUAAAUACAAUUACCGAUUACACUUAUUACAAAAAAAAACCUCGAAUUCUUUUUAAGCUUCUCAUAUUCAAGUCUUAUAGAAUUUGUAAGAAAUAUCCUUUUAAAUUUGUUCUUCUUAUAUUACCAAUCGAUCGUAUGAUUUCAUAUCAAAUAAAUCAAAGAAUCGCCUCGUCAUAAGCGCUGAUGUGGCGAGAUACGAUACGGUCACCAGCGCAUCUCAAACUCCGUCACCCACUUUAAGAAACUCUGACUUAUACCUUUCAGAAAUGGAACAGCCACACUGUUACUCAGAAUUUCAAUAGACCAUAAUAUUAGAUGAUAAAUUGUGAUUCGUGAACUUUUAAAAAAAAUACUUUACGGCUUAAAAUUAUGCAUACUAAAAAUGUAUUCUUCAUAUUUUAUAAGCAUUUAUUUAUUAUAGUUUUAUUGAUGGAGACAAUAAUAUUGACAAUAUUAAGAGAAAUAUACUAUUGGAGACCAUAUAUUGUCUACACACUGUCUAUAUUUGUAAUAAAUAAAUAUUGAAUUGUCGUUUUAAACUUGUUAGAUGAAAUACACUGAUAUUGUCUUGAAGACAGCUAUGACAGCGUAUUUACUCUGUGAUAUUAUAUGUAUAUAAAUAUAUACAUAUUACAGAAUACAUUAUACAUAGUACAUAAGAAUAGGUGCUUUAGUGGUAAACAUUUCAUAAUAUGAUAUUAUAUUGUUAUUAUAUGGUAUUAUAUUUUUAUUGAUAUUAUUUAAUUUACACAUAAUAUCAGGGAAAUGCUUUAGAAAAAUAGUAAAGAUAAUCUUAAAGUAUGAAUUAAGAAAUAUUUUGAAUGCAUUUUACUUUUUCAUUCACGUAUUUACGUUUAUCACGUGCUUCGUUUCUUUUGUUUUAUAUAUCGACUCUAAAGGCUACCUCGAUAGUGUUCAAUUUCGGGUAGUCAAGUUUUUUUUUUUACUUCCGAACACUGAUAUGAGUUAUUAAACCGCUCAAAGUUUAGCUACGCUCAUCUUUUGUUGUAGUUAAAAUCGUUUAGGCUUUUUAUUGCCCUUGUAGGCAGAUGAGCAUACGAACCAGUUGCCACUGCCUACCAUGUAGCAAUCUUGCUUGCUUGGCUUGGCAACCAGUCAGCGUUGUCUUCUAUUGCGUGCUUAGUUGAGUAAUUUGUAUAAUAAAGUAAGAAAAAAUAAAAAUAAAACUUGCUUUUUUAAUAGAACACCAAAUUAAACAUUCUAGUAAUAUUUUUUUAUCCUGGUAAUCUUGGACCGGUUAUUGGACUAAAGUAAUGAAAAUUAUGUAUAUUAUUAUCAUCGAUCCUUGUAUGAAAAGUAUCAAAUUAAUUAGAUAAAUUUAAAAAUUUCGUAACAUACAUACAUAGAUCAGGCCAAUAUGUUAAAAUAGUUUACAAACAAGGAGAAUGCGUUUGGGCAAACAUUAUCAUCCCAAUCUAAAUGAGUUUACUAGUGCAGUGGUGCUGUUAUAUGAGUCGUCUAUUAUCAAAGGUGGCAAUCUGUGCAUUAGGACAAAAAAAAAUUAUUGAUAUUUCAAUACAGAUUGAUUUGAAUAUAAUCGUCUCCUUCGAAGAAUACGGUUCAAAACCUGCAUUAAAUAAAGGUUAAUACUUAACCUGUUAUUUAUCUAAGAUGUCGUUCAGAAGAGUUUUGUGACUGCCAAUGGAAUACAAAGUCAAUAAUUAGUUUUUCUGAUUUACCAAUAAUUAUCCAAAAGUCACAUUGCCGGCUUUGAUAAUAGUCGACUCAUAUGACCUACAAAUUCGUCACGAAAACAAUUUGAAUAUAACAUUAUACUGUACUAUUAUCAGAAAUUAACACGACUGCUAACUACCCUUGAUGAUAUUGUAUAUUUAGAGGUGCUUACGGACUAUAUAAAUUAGAAAUUCCUUCACGCAAAAUUCAACCCUAAAAUCGAUUAUGAUUUUAGAUUCAAAAUACGAAAGUAUAUUACAGUUUUAAUAUCUCGUUUUAUGUAAGACUUUUAGUUUCAACUCGAAAACGAAUUUUUAAAGGAAAAAAGCCUUACAUAUUAUUUAUUCUUUAAUUAUAUGAUAUUGUGCACGUUUAAAUAUAUAAUAGUAUGUGUUUAAAGCAAUGUUAAGACGUAUUUAGCACUUUAUGUACAAAUAUUAUCGAUUUUCGUGUUUUAGUUGAUUAAUCGAUAACGGUUUUAUAAACAGCACUAUAACUUUAUAAACAGCAAGUUAUUGUUGGAAGACUCACCGAAAUGGCGCUAGUGAAAUGAUAGGAAUAUAGCAGUUUUAAAUAGUGAAGUGUGUUGGAUUAAAAUGAAGUGUGCUAGUUUAUGACGCUGCUUUUUUUAUUGCUUAAAUGGGUGGACGAGCUCACAGCCCACCUGGUGUUAAGUGGUUACUGGAACCCAUGAACAUCUACAACGUAAAUGCCGCCACCCACCUUGAGAUAUAAGUUCUAAGAUCUCAGUAUAGUUACAACGGCUGCCCCACCCUUCAAACCGAAACGUAUUACUGCUUCACGACAGAAAUAGGCGGGGCGGUGGUACCUACCCGCGCGAACUUACAAGAGGUCCUACCACCAGUAAAAAUACCACCAGUAAUCUUUCCACUUGCUACAUGACGUCACAUUAACUGACUGCAUUUUAGUGGACAUUUUUAAUACACUAAGAUGGUCCUUACUUCUACCCUCCAUAACGUGAACAGGCCUAUAUUUCUUAUUCCAAAAUUAUUAUGUUUUCUCACGUAUUAAAAAACAACAACGGGUAUGUACGUAGAAAAUAAAAUAAUUAACUUAAAGACCCAUUCAACGUAUAAAUGGAAGUUUCCAUGGCUUUUUAUAGCCAAGUAAUAUCAAACAAGUAAUUUAUUCAAUAAUAACUCUUUGAUAGACUACAACAGCAAAUACCUACUAGAUUUCGUCAAUUUAAAUAAAUAAAAAAGCAAUACACGGUGAUACAUUACGUGUUCUUAGAAGUUAGCUGUAUCUUCUUAAUCAUAAAUACAAUACUGCGUUAUAAGGUUGUCUCUUUCUAACUUUAAAAUUGCGAAAACGUAUGACAGUGACAGAAACAGCGACAUUAGACAUAAAGUAUUUAAUUUUAUGAUUAAGGGGAGACGGAAUCGAAUGUUGUGAAAAAAUCGUGCUUGUAAAUAAAAAAUAGUUUUGUAAAAACAUAUAAUGCAUUGUUUUUAGAUGAUAAAAAAUAGAUAUUUAAUUUUUUGAAAAGGCAGCUCUAUUUAUUGUAUUUUAAUUUGUAUGCAUAAACAAUAAAGCAUAAUAAACGUGUUAAGAUAUAA
Messenger RNA from Bombyx mori (domestic silkworm), 6845 nucleotides. Its product is annotated as putative phosphatidate phosphatase. The transcript has 6 exons. Gene Ontology annotation, biological process: signal transduction; phospholipid metabolic process; phospholipid dephosphorylation. The coding region runs from base 235 to 1146 and encodes 303 amino acids. Gene Ontology annotation, molecular function: phosphatidate phosphatase activity. The record is from RefSeq and is a predicted model, not a curated record. NCBI's taxonomy places the organism in Eukaryota, Metazoa, Arthropoda, Insecta, Lepidoptera, Bombycidae. Gene Ontology annotation, cellular component: plasma membrane.